AUGGCAAUUAAAGAUCUUGAUUUAGAUCAAAUACAUCAUCCAUUAUUAAAUGCAUGUCAUUCUCUUGCUUCAACUUUACAUGACAGAGUAACAUGGCAUUCAACACAACUUCGUCUUGUUCAAUUAAUUGAACGUUUUCCUCGUUUAAAACCAUUUUUAAUAAUAUUAAAUAAAUAUGGGUUACAUUUAAAAGAUAUUCUUAGUGGAGAAAACAAUGGUUUAGAUAUAUUUGUUGAUGAUGAUGAUGAUGAAAUUGGAGAAACUUUUCAACAAGUUAAAUUCCUUCGAAGUUUAUUAACUGAUUUACAUUAUGCAGAUUCUGAUCCAAUACAACUUGCAAAUGCUCAACAAACAUUUAAUACACAUAUAAUUAAUCAAAGUAAUUUCUCUAUUAUUUAUGAUGAAACAAUUGAUUUAUAUGAUAGAAAUCAAGAUUUAACAAAUGCUUUAAUUGAUCUUCAUCGUUUACUUGUUCCAAAUGGUCUUCUUUUAUUACUUGAAUUAGUUCAUGUUCCACUUUAUUUUGAUCUUAUUUUUGGUUUUUUUGAUCAAUGGUGGUCAUCUGAUGAUAAUAAUCUAUCUAUUAUUUUUGCAUGGCAACUUGAUCAAACAUCACUUGAUGAAAAUAAUGAUGAGUUAGCAUUUAAACAAAAUGAAGAACUUAUAUGUGGUACAUUAUCACGUAUUCUUCAAAUAAUUAAAAAAUCAUCACCAUAUUUUUAUCCAUUUGUAUAUAUUCUUACAGAUCAUGCUCAAUUUAAUAAUGAUUCUAAUCUUAAUAUAAUUCCAUCACCAUUUAUUGGUCUUGCACGAAGUUUAAUAACUGAAUAUGAACGACAUCGAUUACAACUUAUUGAUCUUCAAACAUCAUUAAAUAAUAGAUUAAUAUUUAUUCAUACUUUAAUUGAAUAUAUGAUUGAUUCAAGAUAUUCAAAUGAUACUUGUGACGUUGUUCUUCGUCUUAAUCAUGCAAAUCAAAAUCAAGUUCAACAUUUAACAUGGCAUUAUGAAAUGUUACAAAAUAAUGAUGAACAAGAGAAAUCUAAAUUAGAACAAAUAUCUAUUAUUCCUAAACGAGAUGCAGAUCAAAAACCAUUUCGUCCUUGUGUACCACAAUCCCGUUUUCUUUCUGAAUUAACAUGGAAUGAAGAAGAUAGAGAAAAAGAAUUAUUACCAGCAGGUAUGGUAGAAGUUCGUGUUCAUUGUGUUGGUAUUAGUUUUCGUGAUGUACUCAAAUCACGUGGUUUGUAUCCACAUACACGUACUUUUGCACAAUCUGAUGAAAAUCAACCAAAAGUUAAUCGAGACACAGAACCAGGUUCAGAUUUUGUUGGUACUAUUGUACGUGUAGGUCCUACAACAACUAAUUUUCAAGUUGGUGAUCAUGUUGUAGGUGCUACUAGUCAUGGUACAUAUCAUUCUCAUAUUAUGAUUAAUUCACAACUUAUAAUACGUAUUCCAUCUGAUUUUCCUCUUACUGAUGAACAAUUAUGUGGUAUGCCAACUCCACUUUUAACAGUUAUAUAUUCUCUUAAAUAUCGUGUUCAUUUGCAAGCUGGUCAAACUGUUCUUAUUCAUGCUGCAACAGGUGCUGCAGGACAAUGGUGUAUUCAAUAUUGUCAAUAUAUUGGUGCUCGUGUUAUUGCUACAGCUGGAACUGAAGAAAAACGACGUUUUCUUCAUGAAUAUUAUGGUAUUGAACAUGUAUUUAAUAGUCGAGAUACUUCUUUUGUUAAUAAUAUACGUGAAAUUCUUCCACAAGGUGUUGAUGUUAUUGUUAAUUCAUUAUCAGGUAAUUUAUUAAAAGAAUCAAUUAAAUUAUUAGCAUAUCACGGUAAUUUUGUUGAAUGGGGUAAACGAGAUAUUUAUCAUAAUGGCAAUUUAUCGAUGUUUCAAUUACGAUCAGAUUGUAGUUUUCAUGUGAUUGACUUCGCUGGACUUCUUGAUCAUAUAUCACCUCUUAUUGGUAUUAUGCUUAAAGAAGCAAUUGAUUUAUUUAUUCAACGUAAAUUACGUGCUGUUGAACCAACAGUAACUUAUGAACCAUCUCAAGUAAUAGAAGCAUUAUUAAGAUGUAAUAGUGGUCAAGUUAUGGGUAAAACAGUUUUUCGUAUAAGUUCAUCUGAUCAACCAUUAACUAUUAAUAAAAAACAAUCUAAUAGUUUAUUAAAAGUUGUAAGUGAUAAUACAAUGUUUCCAUCAGAAGUUUGUAAUCAAGGAACAAUUUUAAUAUCUGGUGGUUUUGGUGGUCUUGGCUUAACAAUGUCUCGAUGGAUGAUUGAACAACGAGGUGUUAAACAUAUAGCACUUGUGAGUCGUCGAACAUUAACUGAACUUGAAAAACCUUCGAACCCACAAUAUGAUGAAUGGUUAAGAUUAAAACGAACAACAAAAGAAUAUAAUGCUCAUGUUGAUGUUGUUCAAGCAGAUGUAACAAAUUUUCAACAAGUUCAUGAUUUAAUUGAAAAAUUUAGUAAAACCUCUAAUCCUCUUCGUGGUAUUAUUCAUAGUGCUAUCGUUGCAGAAGAUCGCGCUUUAAAUAAUUUAACACAAGACCAUUUAUCACUUGUUUUACCACCAAAAGUUCGUGGUGCUUAG
Messenger RNA from Adineta steineri, 2598 nucleotides. NCBI's taxonomy places the organism in Eukaryota, Metazoa, Rotifera, Eurotatoria, Adinetida, Adinetidae. The record is from the annotation of a GenBank genome assembly.